AUGUCGACGACUUCUAUAGAGCCACCUUGGAUGAGAACGGAGAGCACGUCGACAUCUGAGCCUUCGACUUAUACGACAUCAACAGAUUCGACGACUUCUAUAGAGCCACCUUGGAUGAGAACGGAGAGCACGUCGACAUCUGAGCCUUCGACUUAUACGACAUCAACAGAUUCGACGACUUCUAUAGAGCCACCUUGGAUGAGAACGGAGAGCACGUCGACAUCUGAGCCUUCGACUUAUACGACAUCAACAGAUUCGACGACUUCUAUAGAGCCACCUUGGAUGAGAACGGAGAGCACGUCGACAUCUGAGCCUUCGACUUAUACGACAUCAACAGAUUCGACGACUUCUAUAGAGCCACCUUGGAUGAGAACGGAGAGCACAUUCGACGAACUUUCUAUAGAGCCACCUUGGAUGAGAACGGAGAGCACGUCGACAUCUGAGCCUUCGACUUAUACGACAUCAACAGAUUCGACGACUUCUAUAGAGCCACCUUGGAUGAGAACGGAGAGCACGUCGACAUCUGAGCCUUCGACUUAUACGACAUCAACAGAUUCGACGACUUCUAUAGAGCCACCUUGGAUGAGAACGGAGAGCACGUCGACAUCUGAGCCUUCGACUUAUACGACAUCAACAGAUUCGACGACUUCUAUAGAGCCACCUUGGAUGAGAACGGAGAGCACGUCGACAUCUGAGCCUUCGACUUAUACGACAUCAACAGAUUCGACGACUUCUAUAGAGCCACCUUGGAUGAGAACGGAGAGCACAGCCACCUUGGAUGAGAACGAGAGCACGUCGACAUCUGAGCCUUCGACUUAUACGACAUCAACAGAUUCGACGACUUCUAUAGAGCCACCUUGGAUGAGAACGGAGAGCACGUCGACAUCUGAGCCUUCGACUUAUACGACAUCAACAGAUUCGACGACUUCUAUAGAGCCACCUUGGAUGAGAACGGAGAGCACGUCGACAUCUGAGCCUUCGACUUAUACGACAUCAACAGAUUCGACGACUUCUAUAGAGCCACCUUGGAUGAGAACGGAGAGCACGUCGACAUCUGAGCCUUCGACUUAUACGACAUCAACAGAUUCGACGACUUCUAUAGAGCCACCUUGGAUGAGAACGGAGAGCACGUCGACAUCUGAGCCUUCGACUUAUACUACAUCAACAGAUUCGACGACUUCUAUAGAGCCACCUUGGAUGAGAACGGAGAGCACGUCGACAUCUGAGCCUUCGACUUCCACGACAUCAACAGAUUCGACGACUUCUAUAGAGCCACCUUGGAUGAGAACGGAGAGCACGUCGACAUCUGAGCCUUCGACUUAUACGACAUCAACAGAUUCGACGACUUCUAUAGAGCCACCUUGGAUGAGAACGGAGAGCACGUCGACAUCUGAGCCUUCGACUUAUACGACAUCAACAGAUUCGACGACUUCUAUAGAGCCACCUUGGAUGAGAACGGAGAGCACGUCGACAUCUGAGCCUUCGACUUAUACUACAUCAACAGAUUCGACGACUUCUAUAGAGCCACCUUGGAUGAGAACGGAGAGCACGUCCACAUCUGAGCCUUCGACUUAUACUACAUCAACAGAUUCGACGACUUCUAUAGAGCCACCUUGGAUGAGAACGGAGAGCACAACGGAGAGCACGUCGACAUCUGAGCCUUCGACUUAUACGACAUCAACAGAUUCGACGACUUCUAUAGAGCCACCUUGGAUGAGAACGGAGAGCACGUCGACAUCUGAGCCUUCGACUUAUACGACAUCAACAGAUUCGACGACUUCUAUAGAGCCACCUUGGAUGAGAACGGAGAGCACGUCGACAUCUGAGCCUUCGACUUAUACGACAUCAACAGAUUCGACGACUUCUAUAGAGCCACCUUGGAUGAGAACGGAGAGCACGUCGACAUCUGAGCCUUCGACUUACGACAUCAACAGAUUCGACGACUUCUAUAGAGCCACCUUGGAUGAGAACGGAGAGCACAGUUCGACGACUUCUAUAGAGCCACCUUGGAUGAGAACGGAGAGCACGUCGACAUCUGAGCCUUCGACUUAUACGACAUCAACAGAUUCGACGACUUCUAUAGAGCCACCUUGGAUGAGAACGGAGAGCACGUCGACAUCUGAGCCUUCGACUUAUACGACAUCAACAGAUUCGACGACUUCUAUAGAGCCACCUUGGAUGAGAACGGAGAGCACGUCGACAUCUGAGCCUUCGACUUAUACGACAUCAACAGAUUCGACGACUUCUAUAGAGCCACCUUGGAUGAGAACGGAGAGCACGUCGACAUCUGAGCCUUCGACUUAUACGACAUCAACAGAUUCGACGACUUCUAUAGAGCCACCUUGGAUGAGAACGGAGAGCACGUCGACAUCUGAGCCUUCGACUUCCACGACAUCGAACAGAUUCGACGACUUCUAUAGAGCCACCUUGGAUGAGAACGGAGAGCACGUCGACAUCUGA
Messenger RNA from Ostertagia ostertagi, 2460 nucleotides. The record is from the annotation of a GenBank genome assembly. NCBI's taxonomy places the organism in Eukaryota, Metazoa, Nematoda, Chromadorea, Rhabditida, Trichostrongylidae.